Messenger RNA from Annulohypoxylon truncatum, 635 nucleotides. RefSeq lists its product as uncharacterized. The record is from RefSeq and is a predicted model, not a curated record. The transcript is spliced from 3 exons. Lineage: Eukaryota; Fungi; Ascomycota; Sordariomycetes; Xylariales; Hypoxylaceae. Bases 129 to 539 code for a protein of 136 amino acids.
ACCUUUUUUCGCCUCAUGCAGGUACCCAGUAGAUAUCGACAAGCUGUUAUCAAAAUGCAUAUUAUGGACCGAACUGUAUACAGGUCGAUUUAAUAAGGAUACUAGAGUUUGCAGGUAAAUGGGAAAUCAUGUUCCAGCCAAAUCCAGAAGAUCGCCUUCACCUGCGACUACACCGCGCUCGCUCGGUAAUCCUCACAUCACAAGAGUUGGUGGAGAUCCGAGCUGCCCAGCGGACUUUCGAAGGGGCAUAUAUGCGAACAGCCCUGUCUCAAUUCAGCUUUGCUCUCAUCAUACUCAAGAUCUUCACCUCUGAGUUCUACGCCAUAGGUGCCCUCUUCGCCGUCUACGGUACGACGGUGAUGUUAUGUUCUAUAUACCGCCGCUACCAGGGUAACCGGCAAUUUUUCACCACGACGGAUGAUGAUGGCGAGUUAAAGAAUAAGUUUCGGACUAGCGGCAAUAGCGUCCUCCUCCUCACGUCUCUGAGCAUCGGAGCAUAUAUUGGUCUACUCGUCCUAACCUUACGGCUAGAGACAUAAGCGAGCAGUAGCGAAAAACCUAUUAUAGGUCAUGUACUAUAACGGAUUUCUAUACUAAAUGUUAGCCUGCUAGUCGCCGUGUCUAAGUCGUAAUUA